UUACAUACUUUGAGUGUGAGAUUUGAACGAAUUUACACGAAAUACCGUUUGAAAGCAUUAGUUAUUUAUUUAAUAAUAAAAAUACAAUUAUUUUGUUGUUUUGUUUUCAAUUGUCCACUCAUUUCGUGAGUCUUUUAAUAAUUUAUAAUCACUUUCCGAUUGUCCAAACAAUCGGGACGUCAAACACCCGAGUGUUUGUCCUAUUGGUCUCAAUCCCCGACCACACCUUUUUCUGGCCGACAUAUAUAAUAUAUGGAUAACUUACACAAUAAUAGCGUCAGCGAUGGCGUCACCAGAGAUGAGUUGGACGGACUCACGAAAGAGGAACUGAUUGAACGCGUGGUGUCGAUGCAGUCACACAUAAGACAACUGAAGAAUAUAUUGAUGAAAAAGACUGUUCAGACCAACGGAGUCAGCAAAAAGUGUCCGAAAAAUGAAAGACCGUUUGAUUUCAGUCGAUAUAAGACGAGACACAUUGCGAUGAAGAUAUUGUACUUAGGAUGGGAUUACUUGGGUUUUACGGCACAGGAGUGGACACAAGAAACCAUUGAAGAACCACUUUUCGAUGCACUACUCAAGACAAGACUGAUUCAGUCUCGACAGACAUCAAACUAUCAUCGAUGCGGUCGUACAGACAAAGGUGUGUCCGCUUUCUCGCAAAUCAUUUCAUUAGAUAUCAGAACUAAUCUGAAGACUGGAAGAGGAGUUAUAACUCCAGAGAACUACAUUGAACGUGAAGAUCAACGCAACUCUGGUGAUAAUGAAACGAUUCAAGAGAUUAAUUAUUCACUGAUUUUGAAUAGCGUUUUGCCGGAAAAUAUUCGUGUAAUUUGUUGGUCACCGGUAGAGUCGGACUUCAGCGCCCGAUUCAGCUGCAAAUCUCGAACCUAUAAAUAUUUGUUUCCCAAAAGUAAUCUCGAUAUCGAUCGCAUGAGAAUUGCGUCCAAUUAUUUGUUAGGCGAUCACGACUUUAGAAACUUAUGCAAAAUGGAUAUCAAUAACGGUGUCAUUAAUUACAAGAGGAAAAUAUUUACUGUAGAUCUGAAACAAUUUUCUGAUGAUAACAACAUUAACAGCAAUUCCUCGAUGUAUACGUUGACAAUCACCGGAAGAGCUUUCUUAUGGCAUCAAAUCAGAUGUAUUGUUGCCCUACUAUUUCUUAUCGGUCAACAUAAAGAGGAACCCAAUAUUAUAGAAGAAUUGUUAGACAUUGACAAACAUCCAAAUAAACCCCAAUACUGUAUGUCAGCCGACUUUCCACUUAUUCUGUUUGAUUGUUCAUUUAGUGACAAUGAUAUCAAUGACUGGAUAUAUGAUAAAAAAGCGUUGACACAACUGGUAACUGAUUUGCAAAAGCUAUGGACUAGACAUGCGAUUAAAGCCGAUAUCAUUAAACUAAUGCUCAAUAGUCUGACUGAAGACCUGAAGACACGGUUUUCGUGUGAUAAUGAUUUUUCAACAUUUAGUGCACAUAUCGAGGCCUUAUCUAUGGGUGUUCGCAAUAAACUGUACAAACCAUUGCUGGAUAGACCAGUUUGUGAGAGUUUAGAAGGAAGGUUAUCAAAAUCUAACAAAAGGACCAAACUUUCAAAUCAAGUCAAUGAAUCACUAAAAUAAUUAUUA
This is a messenger RNA of Oppia nitens, 1623 nucleotides long. Its product is annotated as tRNA pseudouridine(38/39) synthase-like. The coding region runs from base 253 to 1617 and encodes 454 amino acids. The transcript has 3 exons. Gene Ontology annotation, cellular component: nucleus; cytoplasm. Lineage: Eukaryota; Metazoa; Arthropoda; Arachnida; Sarcoptiformes; Oppiidae. Gene Ontology annotation, biological process: mRNA pseudouridine synthesis; tRNA pseudouridine synthesis. The record is from RefSeq and is a predicted model, not a curated record. Gene Ontology annotation, molecular function: pseudouridine synthase activity; RNA binding.